AUGGGGUGCGCGUCGAGUACCGAGGUGCCCGCGGCAGGGCAGCAGUACCAGAAGAAGGUUGGGUUCCAGCCCAUUCCAGACCGAUACGAGACCAUCGAAGAAGUGCAGAGCGACCUCAGGAAGGCAGGCUUGGAGUCGUCCAACUUGAUCUUGGGGAUCGACUUCACCGAGUCCAACACGUGGACCGGAAAGAGCAGCUUUGGAGGCCGUUGUCUGCACCAUAUCGACCCGACUGGAGCGACUCAAAACCCGUACCAGAGCGUGAUCAGCGCUAUCGGCCGCACUCUCGAAGCCUUCGAUGAUGACAACAUCAUCCCAGCGUUCGGGUUUGGUGACUCCACGACGCUGGCCCAGUGCUGCUUCCCGUUCUCUAAAGGCCGCGGGUGUCAAGGCUUUGACGAAGUGCUCAAGCGCUACAAUGAGAUCACGCCGCAGCUUAUACUCUACGGCCCCACGAGCUUCGCGCCGGUGAUUCAAGAGGCGAUCAAAGCUGUGAAGGAGGACCCUGGCUACCACAUUCUGGUGAUUAUCGCUGACGGACAAGUGAACGAGCCCACAGCAACUCGCAACGCGAUCGUCGAGGCCUCCAAGUACCCGAUAUCUAUCAUCAUGGUGGGCGUGGGCGACGGUCCCUGGGAGAUGAUGGAGGAGUUCGACGACCAGCUCCCGGCCCGCCGCUUUGACAACUUCCAGUUCGUCGAGUACAACAAAGUGCUCAAGCGCAACAUGAGAAACCCUGAAGCUGGUUUUGCCAUGCAGGCUCUCAUGGAGAUUCCAGAGCAAUACCAGACAAUCCGAAAACUAGGGAUGCUAAACCACUAGUCAAGAACUACACCAAGCCUGCAACUGCGACUUUUGGAAGACGAAAAACUCCUAAGCAUUUCCAUCAAAACUAAUGUUUGUUUUUAUGAU
This is a messenger RNA of Phytophthora sojae, 912 nucleotides long. RefSeq lists its product as hypothetical. The record is from RefSeq and is a predicted model, not a curated record. The coding region runs from base 1 to 822 and encodes 273 amino acids. NCBI's taxonomy places the organism in Eukaryota, Oomycota, Peronosporomycetes, Peronosporales, Peronosporaceae. The transcript is spliced from 8 exons.